Molecule: messenger RNA, 1308 nt
Organism: Hyaloperonospora brassicae
Lineage: Eukaryota; Oomycota; Peronosporomycetes; Peronosporales; Peronosporaceae
Source: the annotation of a GenBank genome assembly
AUGCUGCCCGUCGUGAGCGUCGUGUACACUAAGGCGAGCAGCGUGUCGUCGGAGGAGACGCAACUGGCGCAGUAUGUCGCGCUGUGUCUAGCGACGAGCGGACGCUGUGCCAAGACGUACCUCGUGGGCAUACACGCAGACGAGACGCGACCCGAUGAUAGGCGGCUGAAGACGACCGCAUCUGGGGCGAUGGCGCUGCGUUCGGAUGGCGCGGUACUUCACAGCCGUCAGCUGUCGGGCGAGUUGUACGAGGAGACAGACGAUUGGAUGAAAUUGGGGACCUGCGACCUGUGGCUCCUGGUGCUCGAGGUAGACGUGACGCUUUCCGUCGUCGAGUUUCUGCGCAAGCGACUUGGACAACAGGAUCAGGACCGCCCAAAGCGUGUGGUGUGGAGUCUGCAGACGACGCUGCGGCGUCUUGCUCUUCUAAACGCUGCAUUGCCGGACGCGAUUGUGCUGCAUGGCGGCACUGCUUUCCAGAUCGUCAAGGACGAAAAAGACGUGCUGAGACCAUUGUCGAAUGGCUGUUUCUUUGUCGAGCGGCUUUCGAACGAAAAGAGUUCUGCAAUCUAUGCGCUAAACGUGCUGGAAGGCACGGGAAUCCAAGUGCUUAGCCGAGGAAACGUGCAAGCAAUCAAGUGGGGAUGCACGAUGCUGCGGACCUUUUACUACAUCAAUGCACUGACGGGAAAGAGCGUCCAUGAGGGACUGCGUGAUCGGAAGACACGGUUUGUGUUUCUUCAGGCGCUGACAGAGAUGGAUCGCUUGUUUCGCGCAGUGCUGGCAAGUGUUGCAGCUGCAAACAAGAAGUCUGAACGGAAGAGCGGGGAUGCAGACCCUGAUACGAGCGCGGCCACACUGUUUUCAGUGCGGUCACUGAUGGUGCUACUUCCCCUUCCCGAUUGGAUCUUUAACCACUUCGUCCUGCGAAUGCUUGAUCUUGGCCUCGGAGCUCCGUUUGAGGAAGCUACAUCUGUUAUCACGUCCGAUUUGGCUGCAAGGCCACCACUGCAAACGAAGUUUGAGACUGAAUUUAGGGAUGUCUUUGAGCUGGCGGCCGGGCGUGAUAUGGUUUUACCGGCCUUGGAGAUGGUAAAGAAGAAGUUUGCUUCCAUCAGGAAGCAGCAGGAGCUGGAGGAGAAAGAUGGUGUCACGAGCAGAACGACGGUGUGUAUCGAUAGUGCCGCUCUGCUUGCGGAAGUGACGUUAGCGCCUGACUGCACUUCGGCAUCCCGUACCUUUUUUCUCAAGGCGUUUGCUACGUUUGUGCUCACGCUGCUGUUAGGACUCUAUCUUUUUGUUUGGUAG